Lindgomyces ingoldianus is the source of this 1044-nucleotide messenger RNA. RefSeq lists its product as uncharacterized. Lineage: Eukaryota; Fungi; Ascomycota; Dothideomycetes; Pleosporales; Lindgomycetaceae. The coding region runs from base 1 to 1044 and encodes 347 amino acids. The transcript has 5 exons. The record is from RefSeq and is a predicted model, not a curated record.
AUGACAAUUCCACUCCAAAUUCGAUCUCGAAACAAGCUGCUGGUGGGUCUAGACUAUGGAACAACCUUUUCCGGUAUUUGCUUUAUUCUCUCUAAUGCUGCUGACUUCAGCGAUACAAAGCCAUGGCAUAAGUGGCCGGGGGGUCCUUCCGAAGAUUGCGACUACCUCCAAAAGGCCCCAUCCCGGAUUUCCUACGCAUCCGAAAACGCUGACCUCGAUCAUGAUAUCUGGGGGUACGAAGUCGAAGCUGGAAUGGUCAGCUAUUCUUGGACGAAGCUUCUGCUGGACCAGUCUGCUUUACCUUCCGAAUAUGAUGAUCCUGACCUGAAGAAAGCUGCAGCCGAUGGUCUCAUGAGAUUGCCACCGGGCAAGAGACCCGUUGAUGUGGUGGCUGACUAUUUGACGGGGCUAUAUCGCAUGUUCACACAGGCGAUCAGAGAGAUCGGACUGCUGGCUGAUGACGAGCUUACACUACCGAUGCCAAUGGAGUUUUGGUUAACUGUCCCUGCUACUUGGAGUGAAGAAGCGAAAUGGGCCACGCGCUCGGCUGCUAUCAGAGCUGGAUUUGCUAAUCGGCCGGGGGACGAAAUAAAUCUAAUUGCAGAACCAGAGGCAGCGGCGCACCUAGCGUUGAAAGAUAGUAUCCACAAUGUCAAUAAUCUUGUGAAGGAGGGUACUGGCAUACUUGUCUGUGACUGUGGUGGAGGCACCGUCGAUAUUACAACGUACACUAUUGAGGAAGUUUCACCUCGGCUUAAGCUGAAGGAGAGUUGCGUUGGAGUUGGUGGUAAAUGCGGCGGUACUUACGUUGAUCGAAACCUCUAUAGGCUCCUCACAGAACGUUAUGGCAGUGCAUUCACAUCCUUACCCCCGGAGCGCACGGGUCCAGGAAGUCGGUUCAUGCAACAAUUCGAAUCCAAGAAGAAGAAUUUCGCGAGUGUUGCGUCAAGCAGGCGAGCCACUAAAUUGGAACUCAAAAUGCCACAACUAUUAAGCUCGACUACUAGGGUUCCAGGAUAUGCGGGUAUGAGACCAAACCUUUAG